AGUGGAUGAUCCAGAAACCCCACAAGGUGGCUACCUUCUUUGGGUGCAUCGGCACCGACCACUUUGGGGAGAUCCUGAAGAAGAAGGCUGAAGAAGCUCAUGUUGACGCACAUUACUAUGAACAAAACGAGGAGCCGACUGGUACCUGUGCAGCCUGUAUCACCGGGGACAAUAGGUCCCUUGUUGCUAACCUGGCAGCGGCAAACUGCUACAAAAAGGAAAAACACCUGGACUUGGACAGCAACUGGGAGCUGGUGAAGAAAGCCAAGGUCUAUUAUAUUGCGGGUUUUUUCCUGACUGUGUCCCCGGAGUCAAUCCUGAAGGUGGCGAAGCACGCUUCAGAUAACAACAAAAUCUUCUGCAUGAACCUCUCAGCACCUUUCAUCAGCCAGUUCUUUAAAGAGCCCUUGAUGAAGGUCAUGCCAUACGUCGACAUCUUGUUUGGCAACGAGACGGAGGCGGCCACAUUUGCCAAAGUGCUGGGCUUUGAGACAGAUGACAUUGCGGAGAUUGCAAAAAAGAGCCAAAACCUCCCCAAGGAGAACACGAAGAGGCAGCGAGUGGUGGUCUUCACCCAGGGCAAGGACGACACCGUUGCGACUGUUGGUGAGAGGGUGACCAUGUUCCCUGUUUUGGACAUCGACCAGAACGAUAUUGUGGACACUAACGGAGCGGGAGACGCCUUUGUGGGAGGAUUCCUCUCGGCAUUGGUCCAAGAGCAUGUGUUGGAGGAGUGUAUCCGAGCUGGACACUACGCCGCCAAUGUCAUCAUCAGACGGGUUGGAUGCACCUUCCCAGAGAAGCCAAACUUUCACUGACGCAUCCAUGCGCUGCGCAUUUGUCUUCUCCACAAGAUACUUGUAUAUGUAUGCUUUAGGAUAUUAUGUACAUUUUUUUUCUAUAUACAGUAACUGCCUGCAAGUGCUGCAGCUUGAAUAUUUUAUCAAGCUCGAAUAAGCAACUCAGACAUUUUAAUACAACAAUGUACUAGUAUCAAAUAUUUGAAUGAUAUGGUUAUGUUUAAAGGAGUAUUCCACUGAAAAUCUGUCUUUUGAGUAUCAUAAACGCCUGUAGGCAUGAAAAGUGUGUGUAUGUGUGGGGGGGGUUCAUUGUAUCACCAUAUGUGUAAAAACGUCACCACUGAUCCAUAUGUUCUAUAUGUUUCCAACACUCAGGAUCUCCACAACAGACCUAAACACUCCAGUUCUGUGUCCCAGUAUCACCACCUCAUAGCUUUGCUGGAAGUGUUGUAUUCAGUGAUUUAUUUUCCAAGCAAAAUGAAACAGUGGUGGAGAGGUGCAUUAUACUGCAUGAUAGGUUUGAAAGGUUUCUAUGGAUGUGUGGCUCUGAAAAGUUUAUUAUUUGCUCCUUCAUGAAGGACAGCAGCUUGUAGUCAGUUUUGAGUUACAGACGUUAUAGUUGGCUGUAAUGGUGACCCAGUCAUGGCCCAAAAACACUUCAUAACAUCCAUAGAAACUUCUCAAAGCAUACCUGCUGCAUCAUAAUCCACUUCUCCCCUGUUGUUUGGCAUGCUGAGUAUUUUCAGAUUUCACUUAGCCAAUAAAUGGCUAAAUACACUAUUCUCUAUUGGAGCUUCUGGGCGAUGUGCUGGCAGUAGUGUGACACAGAAGUGGUGUAUUUUGUAGUGUAAACUAUGGGUGCCAUUUUUCAUGCAAGUUACAAAUAUUUCACAGCCUUCUUUCAAGCCUGCAGGGGGUGAGUGUUGUGAUACUAUAUACUAUUAAGUAUAGUACAAUUUCAGCUGAGUAUUCCUUUAAUAUUCAGCUGUCAUGCUGCAGUAUUUAUGGAUGGGGCGCCAUUAAGAGUGGCCUCCCGUUUCCAAAAGUGACAGUUUUAACGGGACGAAGCUGGAAAGAAUGUUUUUUGUUAUUACACAAAUAAAACAAUAUAAAAGUCA
Messenger RNA from Micropterus salmoides (largemouth bass), 1918 nucleotides. Its product is annotated as adenosine kinase-like. Gene Ontology annotation, biological process: purine ribonucleoside salvage. Lineage: Eukaryota; Metazoa; Chordata; Actinopteri; Centrarchiformes; Centrarchidae. Gene Ontology annotation, molecular function: adenosine kinase activity. The transcript has 7 exons. The record is from RefSeq and is a predicted model, not a curated record. Gene Ontology annotation, cellular component: cytosol; nucleus. The coding region runs from base 6 to 818 and encodes 270 amino acids.